GUUUGUUGAAAUGACGACGACAACAACAACUACCAUCCAAAUCGCUUCUUCUACUUUACCUUUUCCUCAAGUUUUCACGUCAAGUAUUGCAACUUUCAGUAGUCGUGCACCGUUAUCAUUAUCUCGGAGGAUGACCUCCACCUCCGCUCCUUUGAGAUUUCGAAGGAUGAUCACGAAAGCCAGAUUUCAUUCGAAUGACGCAAAACCUCUCCCAGGGCUACCUAUCGAUCUCAGAGGAAAGAGAGCAUUCAUUGCUGGUAUAGCUGAUGAUGAUGGAUAUGGUUGGGGGAUAGCCAAAUCUCUGGCUGUUGCUGGUGCUGACAUCCUUGUUGGCACAUGGGUUCCGGCACUUAAUAUAUUCGAGACCAAUAUUCGGAGGGGGAAAUUUGACGAAUCACGCAUGUUGCCAGACGGGUCUUUGAUGAAUAUUAGCAAAGUAUAUCCCUUAGAUGCACUUUAUGAUACUCCUGAAGAUGUUCCUCAAGAUGUGAAAUCAGACAGGCGUUAUGCAGGGUCAUCAAAGUGGACCAUUAAGGAAGUGGCUGAAUCAGUAAAAGAGGACUUUGGGAGCAUUGACAUCCUUGUGCAUUCAAUAGCCAAUGCACCUGAGAUUAGCAAACCGCUCCUAGAAACAUCAAGAUACGGGUAUCUUGCCAGCGUCUCUUCGUCAAGCUAUUCGUUUGUAUCUUUGCUCAAGCAUUUUGUCCCGUUGAUGAAUCCGGGUGGUGCUACAAUUUCUCUGACUGCCUUUGCUUCUGAAAGGGUCCUGCCUGGAUAUGGUGGAGGUAUGAGUUCAGCCAAGGCUGCUUUGGAGAAUGACACAAGGGUGUUAGCAUUUGAAGCUGGAAGAAGACAUAGAAUCAGAGUUAACACCAUAUCUGCAGGACCACUAAGAAGUCGUGCUGCCAAGGCAAUUGGUAUUAUUGAUAUGUUGCUUGAUUAUUCAUUAAUGAAUGCACCGAUGCAGAAAGAAUUAUUAGCAGAGGAGGUGGGAAACGCAGCUGCUUUUUUGGCUUCACCACUGGCUUCAGCCAUCACGGGGACAGUCUUGUAUGUAGACAAUGGUCUGAAUGCAAUGGGAGUUGGAGUUGAUAGCCCUGCUUUUAAGGAUCUAACCAUCCCAACACAAGACAACAAAAGUUAGGAGCUUCAUUUAUUUUCAAAUAAAAACUGUAAUUGCCUUGUUCGAACAGCUUUUGUUUGGGAGCCUCGACUCGACUCUCGAGACCAAAAAUAAACCGUACGGUCAGCAUUGUGAGCCUGUAUGGUGUAGCAAGGAUGAAAGCUAUCAACUUUUUUCUACAAACCUGUUUGUAUCCAUUGACGUAUAUUAAUAUUAUAAACUGAUGAAAAUACGAUGAUCCUUUAUUCGAUUCGUUUGAUAUCCGGCAUGAAAAAUAGCACCUACAGGUA
Cynara cardunculus var. scolymus (artichoke) is the source of this 1413-nucleotide messenger RNA. RefSeq names its product enoyl-[acyl-carrier-protein] reductase [NADH], chloroplastic-like. Gene Ontology annotation, molecular function: enoyl-[acyl-carrier-protein] reductase (NADH) activity. The record is from RefSeq and is a predicted model, not a curated record. Bases 11 to 1144 code for a protein of 377 amino acids. The transcript is spliced from 11 exons. NCBI's taxonomy places the organism in Eukaryota, Viridiplantae, Streptophyta, Magnoliopsida, Asterales, Asteraceae. Gene Ontology annotation, biological process: fatty acid biosynthetic process.